Messenger RNA from Oryzias melastigma (Indian medaka), 1199 nucleotides. RefSeq names its product ankyrin repeat and SOCS box protein 13. The transcript has 6 exons. Gene Ontology annotation, biological process: intracellular signal transduction; protein ubiquitination; positive regulation of protein catabolic process. NCBI's taxonomy places the organism in Eukaryota, Metazoa, Chordata, Actinopteri, Beloniformes, Adrianichthyidae. Gene Ontology annotation, molecular function: protein binding. Bases 96 to 938 code for a protein of 280 amino acids. The record is from RefSeq and is a predicted model, not a curated record.
UGCACCCCAAACUGCAGGAUUGUCACGUGAGCGAGCAGCACGUGUGCGGAGUAGACGCUGUUUACAAACCUCUGCUGUUGGGAUCGUGUGGGAGGAUGGAGGUGGAAAGCCGUCAGUCGUAUUACUUUGGAGACAUCGGUUGUUGGGCUGAGAGAACAGAGCUACACAAGGCGGCGUCGCUCGGCCAGACCUCUCAGCUGCGGCGCCUCAUCCAGGGCGGGGCCUCAGUUAACGUGGUGGCUGUGGACUCCAUCACGCCGCUGCACGAGGCCUGCCUGCGGGGGGAGCCACAGUGUGUGAAGCUGCUCCUGGAUGCUGGAGCUCAGGUGGAUGCAAGGAACGUGGAUGGAAGCACCCCGCUGUGUGACGCCUGCUCAGCCGGAAGUGUGGAGUGUGUGAAGCUGCUGCUGGAGCACGGGGCACAGGCCAACCCCACCCUAACCUCCCGGACAGCCUCCCCCCUCCAUGAAGCCUGCAUGGGAGGUAACUCGGAGUGUGUGAAGCUGCUGAUCACCGUGGGCGCUCACUUGGAGGCGUACGACCUCUACUACGGCACGCCGCUGCACGUGGCAUGCGUCAAUGAGCACACAGACUGUGUGAAGGUGUUGCUCAAUGCAGGUGCUAAAGUGAAUGCAGCUCGGCUGCACGAGACCCCGCUACACCACGCGGCCAAGAACAUGCGGGUGGAGAUGAUCGAGGCGCUGGUGGAGUUCGGGGCCAACAUCUACGCGCGAGAUCAACACAACAGGAAGCCUGUGGAUUACACCGCUCCGGGCUCCCCCUCUGCUGCCUGUCUGCACUCCUAUGAGACCUCUCCGAUGAGCCUGCAGCAGCUCAGCCGGCUGGCAGUGAGGAGGAAACUGGGCACCACCGCUCUGAAGGUCAUAGGUCACCUGGAAAUACCAAAACUCCUCAUUAGCUACCUCUGCUAUCAGUGAGCGUCGGAUGGCGUGGAAGAGCUGCGUCGGCGACGACCGGCUUCGUUGUCGAUGCGCUCCCAAACGGCGCAGUGCCAAACAUGACCUCCUCGUUGCACGCUUAUCUUCAGAUCUGCUCAGGACCUGAGACAGACUUUAGGAACAUUAGCACUUAUGGAUACAAGCACUUUUUCAAAUAAGCUAAAAUGUAAAAUGUACUUUUUCUUUCUUGAAUCAGCUGUACUACUUGAUUAAAACGAAUUUCAUGUAGAUUUUCGAAAA